Argentina anserina (silverweed cinquefoil) is the source of this 441-nucleotide messenger RNA. RefSeq lists its product as uncharacterized. Gene Ontology annotation, molecular function: nucleic acid binding. Bases 1 to 441 code for a protein of 146 amino acids. The transcript has a single exon. NCBI's taxonomy places the organism in Eukaryota, Viridiplantae, Streptophyta, Magnoliopsida, Rosales, Rosaceae. Gene Ontology annotation, biological process: DNA integration. The record is from RefSeq and is a predicted model, not a curated record.
AUGGUCAAGGAUUGUAUGGAGUAUGCACAGAAAUGUCAAGCUUGCCAGUUUCAUGCCAACUUCAUUCAUCAGACACCCGAGCCGCUGCAUCCGACAAUUGCUUCACACCCAUUCGAUGUCUGGGGAAUGGAUGCAAUCGGACCCAUCACUUUGAAAUCGUCGACUGGUCAUAUGUACAUUCUUGCAGCCACAGAUUCUUUCUCAAAGUGGGCAGAGGCGAUACCGCUCAAAGAAAUAAAGGAAGAAAAUGUUGUGGACUUCAUUACGGGAAGCAUUAUACAACGUUAUGGUAUAUCACGCUGCAUCAUCACAGACAACGCCAAGUAUUUCUCGAAUACCACAACAGAAAAGUUGAGUAAGAAAUUUCACUUCAAGCUGAGUAAGAAUACCGCAACCAUUGAUGUUGAAGAUUGGGAGGAAUCCUUUUAUCGACUAUCUUGA